ACUCCCCUCAGGAGGCCCGUGCGUCCGCGCGGCCGGGAGGUGCGGUGUCGGGGUGGUGAGUCCCGGGCCGGGAGGCCGGGGUACUGGCCGCCGCCAUCUUGCCCGUGUGCGGACCCCGCGGCGGGAGGGGCGGCGAGCGGGCCGGAAGCGGCUGUGCAGUGGCAGUGCUGCCUCCUCAGGUCGGUGAGUGCGGCUCGGGCCGCGUGUCCGCUCUCCCGACGGGGAGGCCCGGGUUGAGGGCGCCGGGGCCGCCGCGAGGGGCCUGGGAAAGCCCAGUUGAAAAGCCAGGGCCGCGGGCGACCCGGGAGCCUCCUCGGAGCCGAGGCCCGUGGCGUCGCGAUCCGCGCAGCGGGAUGAGCGCGACGGCCGGCCAGGCCUCAGAGGGACCUGAGGCGCGAGGGACCUUCUCCCGGGCCCUGGGUCCGCGCCGCAGCCUGCACCGCGGCGCGUUCGUGCGGAAAGGCGCCCUGGCCUGGAAGACAGGCUCAGCCAGGUGGCUGGAGCGUGGGAGUCGCCCUCAGAUCCCUGAUUGACCCGGAAUAGCAACAAGCCGUGCCAGUUGUGCUGUUAAAUACUUCUUCAAGGGCCUGUCACCGGGUUAGCUGUGUUCUGUGCAACAUACCAGUAAUGAAAAUGCGUAAGAGGAUGGAAUAAAACGUCUCACAUAAACCAAGAACCGUGCUAAAUUGCUUAACAAAUGACUGCAGGCCUUUCGUAUAACCAUAUUUUAAGAGAAGUGUGGAUACACAUUGCAUCUCCUGGAAGAUUUUCAGUGAAUGGAUCUGACUGGACUCUUUGAGCACAUCAAUAAACAUGAGUGGGACCAAACCCGAUAUAUUGUGGGCACCACACCAGGUUGAUAGAUUUGUCGUAUGUGACUCAGAACUGAGCCUUUAUCAUGUGGAAUCUACUGUGAAUUCAGAACUCAAAGCUGGAUCUUUACGUUUAUCUGAAGACUCUGCAGCUACAUUACUAUCAAUAAAUUCAGAUACACCCUACAUGAAAUGUGUUGCCUGGUAUCUCAAUUAUGAUCCUGAAUGUCUCCUAGCAGUUGGACAAGCAAAUGGUCGUGUGGUUCUUACAAGUCUUGGUCAAGAUCAUAACUCAAAGUUCAAAGAUUUGAUAGGAAAAGAAUUUGUUCCAAAACAUGCACGACAGUGCAAUACUCUUGCAUGGAAUCCAUUGGAUAGUAACUGGCUUGCUGCUGGUCUAGAUAAACAUAGAGCUGAUUUUUCAGUACUGAUAUGGGAUAUCUGUAGCAAAUAUACUCCUGAUAUAGUUCCCAUGGAGAAAGUCAGACUUUCAGCAGGUGAAACUGAAACAACAUUAUUAGUCACAAAACCACUUUAUGAAUUAGGACAGAAUGAUGCUUGUCUCUCUCUUUGUUGGCUUCCACGAGACCAGAAACUUCUGCUUGCUGGUAUGCAUCGUAACCUAGCCAUAUUUGAUCUUCGGAAUACAAGCCAAAAGAUGUUUGUUAAUACAAAAGCUGUUCAGGGGGUGACAGUAGACCCAUACUUCCAUGAUCGUGUUGCUUCCUUCUAUGAAGGUCAGGUUGCAAUAUGGGAUCUUAGGAAAUUUGAGAAGCCUGUUUUGACUUUGACUGAGCAACCAAAACCCUUAACAAAAGUAGCAUGGUGUCCAACCAGGACUGGUCUGCUUGCCACUUUAACAAGGGAUAGUAAUAUUAUUAGAUUAUAUGAUAUGCAGCACACGCCCACUCCCAUUGGGGAUGAAACUGAACCCACAAUAAUUGAAAGAAGUGUGCAACCUUGUGACAAUUACAUUGCUUCCUUUGCUUGGCAUCCAACAAGUCAAAAUCGAAUGAUAGUUGUAACUCCCAACCGAACAAUGUCUGACUUCACGGUUUUUGAAAGGAUAUCUCUUGCCUGGAGCCCAAUUACAUCUUUAAUGUGGGCUUGUGGUCGUCAUUUGUAUGAAUGUGCAGAAGAAGAAAGUGAUAAUUCUUUAGAAAAGGAUAUAGCGACAAAGAUGCGCCUUCGGGCUUUAUCAAGAUACGGACUUGAUACAGAACAGGUGUGGAGAAACCAUAUUUUAGCUGGAAAUGAAGAUCCACAGCUCAAGUCACUCUGGUAUACUCUGCACUUUAUGAAGCAGUAUACAGAAGAUAUGGAUCAGAAAUCUCCAGGCAACAAAGGAUCAUUGGUUUAUGCAGGAAUUAAAUCAAUUGUAAAAUCAUCUUUGGGAAUGGUGGAAAGCAGCAGACACAAUUGGAGUGGGUUAGAUAAGCAAACUGAUAAUCAGAAUUUAAAUGAAGAGAGAAUCUUAGCUUUACAGCUUUGUGGGUGGAUAAAGAAAGGAACAGACAUAGAUGUGGGGCCAUUUUUGAACUCCCUUGUACAGGAAGGAGAAUGGGAGAGAGCUGCUGCUGUGGCUUUGUUCAACUUGGAUAUUCGACGAGCAAUCCAAAUCCUGAAUGAAGGGGCAUCUUCAGAAAAAGGUGAUCUGAAUCUCAAUGUGGUAGCAAUGGCUUUAUCCGGUUAUACGAAUGAGAAGAACUCCCUUUGGAGAGAAAUGUGCAGCACUCUGCGAUUACAAUUAAACAACCCCUAUCUGUGUGUCAUGUUUGCAUUUCUCACAAGUGAAACAGGAUCUUAUGAUGGAGUGUUGUAUGAAAACAAAGUUGCUGUACGUGACAGGGUGGCAUUUGCUUGUAAAUUCCUUAGUGAUAAUCAGUUAAACAGAUACAUCGAAAAGUUGACCAAUGAAAUGAAAGAUGCUGGAAAUUUGGAAGGAAUAUUGCUUACAGGCCUUACUAAAGAUGGAGUGGACUUAAUGGAGAGCUAUGUCGAUAGAACUGGAGAUGUCCAAACAGCAAGUUACUGCAUGUUACAGGGUUCUCCUUUAGAUGUUCUUAAAGAUGAAAGAGUUCAGUAUUGGAUUGAGAAUUAUAGAAAUUUAUUAGAUGCCUGGAGGUUUUGGCACAAACGAGCUGAAUUUGAUAUUCAUAGAAGUAAGUUGGAUCCCAGUUCCAAGCCUUUAGCACAGGUGUUUGUGAGUUGCAAUUUCUGUGGCAAGUCUAUAUCCUAUAGCUGUUCAACUGUGCCUCAUCAGGGCAGAGGUUUUAGUCAGUAUGGUGUCAGUGGCUCACCAACGAAAUCUAAAGUCACAAGUUGCCCUGGCUGUCGAAAACCCCUUCCUCGAUGUGCACUUUGCCUCAUUAAUAUGGGAACACCUGUUUCUAGCUGUCCUGGAGGAUCCAAAUCAGAUGAAAAAGUAGACUUGAGCAAGGACAAAAAAUUAGCUCAAUUUAACAACUGGUUUACAUGGUGUCACAAUUGUAGGCAUGGUGGACAUGCUGGACAUAUGCUUAGUUGGUUCAGGGACCAUACGGAGUGUCCUGUGUCUGCAUGCACAUGUAAAUGUAUGCAAUUGGAUACCACAGGGAAUCUGGUACCUGCAGAGACUGUUCAGUCAUAAAUUAUCACCUAAAGAGGAACCUUCAAAUAUGAAGCUUUCUAAUAGAUGUCCUUCAUAGCUCAAAAACAUACCUCAGAACAAAUCACUCAUGACUUUCCUGUAAUGGGAAAAUAAAUCAUUCUAUCAAAUCAUCAA
Messenger RNA from Manis pentadactyla (Chinese pangolin), 3576 nucleotides. It is a transcript of the gene MIOS, whose product is annotated as meiosis regulator for oocyte development. NCBI's taxonomy places the organism in Eukaryota, Metazoa, Chordata, Mammalia, Pholidota, Manidae. Gene Ontology annotation, molecular function: protein binding. The record is from RefSeq and is a predicted model, not a curated record. Gene Ontology annotation, cellular component: cytoplasm. Gene Ontology annotation, biological process: positive regulation of TORC1 signaling; cellular response to amino acid starvation. The transcript has 11 exons. The coding region runs from base 814 to 3441 and encodes 875 amino acids.